AUGACGGUGGGGGGCAGAGGACCACAGGAGGGGCACGGGGCAGAGGAGAGGACCAGUUGUACUGACGAGUUUCAACUGCACACCAAUGUAAACGACGGCACAGAGUUCGGCGGAUCCAUUUAUCAGAAGGUGAACGAUAAGCUGGAGACGGCCGUGAACCUGGCCUGGACCGCGGGCAACAGCAACACACGCUUCGGGAUCGCAGCCAAAUACCAGAUCGACCAAGACGCCUCCUUCUCUGCGAAGGUGAACAACUCCAGUCUGGUGGGUCUUGGCUACACUCAGACUCUCAAACCUGGUGAGUUUCUGUAACAUGUUCAGUUGAUGUCCAUACAUGGUCCACACACUGUCCACAUACUGAAAUAA
This is a messenger RNA of Boleophthalmus pectinirostris (great blue-spotted mudskipper), 366 nucleotides long. RefSeq names its product voltage-dependent anion-selective channel protein 1-like. The coding region runs from base 1 to 312 and encodes 103 amino acids. The record is from RefSeq and is a predicted model, not a curated record. The transcript has 4 exons. NCBI's taxonomy places the organism in Eukaryota, Metazoa, Chordata, Actinopteri, Gobiiformes, Gobiidae. Gene Ontology annotation, biological process: monoatomic anion transmembrane transport. Gene Ontology annotation, cellular component: mitochondrial outer membrane. Gene Ontology annotation, molecular function: voltage-gated monoatomic anion channel activity.